UAACUUUACCGGAGCCAGCUUGCUCAAACUUUUAUUUGCUAUAUCUAUAAAAGCACGUGAUUACGCGUCUACCCUAGAGAAAUCGAAGGCUGAGGCUGAGGAAACUCCGUGGGAAAGGUCCGCUUCGCGUGUUUGGAUCGCUAACCUUUCUCUUAUCCUUGCCUGGGCCUCUGUGAAAUAUCUAUCGACGAAUUUCUCAUCUCUCAAUCUUCUCGAUUUGUUCCUACUGGGUUUUCGUUUGCGUAUCAUGGCACCAGCACCGUAUGGACGCUAUGGAAGGCCCGAUUCCUUUUGCAGUGAAUUUGGUGUUGAUGUUUUGAGAAACAAAGAAUAUUACCAGGAGCGACAUCAUGUAGCGGAUUGGCAGGGAAGCGACGGGAUGGAUCUGCAAAAGGAUGGAGGGUAUGGAGAUUACAUUAAAGGGAAAAAUUUUCCUAUUUUUGGGAAUUUUAAUAUGAAUGGAAUUAAUGGAAAGAUGCAGGCGGUUGGCUGGAUUUCCAAAAGGUUCAUGGACCGUGAGCCUGGUGAGUUGUCCAGCGAAGACAGUUCUGGAAUUGAAGAUGGAGUUAAGGGAUUAGAGGACAAUGAUGAGGCUUCCUCAUGUAAGAAGAGGAAGUUCUCAUCGAUAGAGUGGGGCAGGGAUGCCAAGAAAAGCAGAGUUUUUAAACAAAAGACCAGAAACGAGGAGGCUUUCCAAUCACAUUCUUCACUUCCACAAAAGUUUUUUGAACCCAUAUGUGCUAAGAAAAUUACAAAAUCUGAGGAAUUGUUGGCCUUAUCGGAUCAGAAGGCUUCUAUUGAUUUUGUUCACGGCUCGCAAUUGGAGAAUGGUGAUUUUUCUGUACAGAUGGAAGAAGAUUUUGUGCCGGCAAGUUCCAUCUCUUUGUCAAGAUGGGCGCAUGUGAAUGAUUCCUUUGAUGAUGAUGAAGAUGCUACUCCUGAUGUGGAUUUGUUGCCCAACGGGAGAAAAAACAUUCUUUUGGCUUUUGAACGAGAUCCGAGACUGGUGCCUGGUGAAGUUACUUUCAGAGAAGGUACCAAAGGGUCUACAGCUGGUGAACUAUGUGGAGAGUCUUAUUUGAAUCCUGUGGAGGAUAUUGAUGGCCUGGAUGCAUCUGGAGAGGACUCAAAUGGAUUGGAAAGUGAUGGUUCAUUAGAAGGUUGCAGGGCUAGGACAUCGGAUUCUGUGGAACCUCCCUAUAGAAGUAUAAACAUGUUCCAAGGUUGUAGGACUGUAGAUGAAUUUGAGAAGCUUAACAAGAUUAAUGAAGGAACUUAUGGAAUUGUGUACAGAGCAAAGGACAAGAAAACUGGAGAAAUUGUAGCUUUGAAGAAGGUAAAGAUGGAGAAGGAGCGGGAGGGUUUCCCUUUGACAUCCUUAAGGGAAAUUAACAUUUUGUUAUCUCUUCACCACCCAUCUAUUGUGGAAGUUAAGGAAGUUGUUGUGGGCAGGGAUCUUGAUUGUGUUUUUACAGUGAUGGAGUACAUGGAGCAUGAUCUCAAGGGGUUGAUAGAGACUAUGAAAAAGCCCUUCCAUCUGAGUGAAGUUAAAUGCUUGAUGCUGCAGCUCUUUGCUGGUGUCAAGCAUCUUCAUGAUAAUUGGGUACUGCAUAGGGAUUUGAAGACAUCGAAUCUUCUCUUCAACAAUCGCGGUGAGCUAAAGAUAUGCGAUUUUGGUUUAUCUCGUCAAUAUGGGAGUCCAUUGAAGCCAUAUACUCAGUUGGUUGUGACUUUGUGGUACAGGGCUCCUGAAUUGCUAUUAGGAGCAAAGAAAUAUUCAACUGCUAUAGACAUGUGGUCGUUGGGUUGCAUAAUGGCUGAGCUCUUGACCAGGGAACCAUUAUUUCCCGGGAAGAGUGAACUUGAUCAACUUGACAAGAUAUUUAAAACUCUUGGAACUCCUGAUGAGAAAAUUUGGCCUGGAUUCGGCAGAUUGCCUGGUGCCAAAGUUAAUUUUGUCAAGAAACCUUUUAAGCUGCAGGAGAAGUUUCCACGAAGUUCUGCUGCAUCAUUUUUGGGCCGCCCAUCUCUUUCUACUGCUGGAUUUAACUUGCUGACUCAGCUUCUAACCUAUGAUCCUGAGAAGAGGAUAACAGUCGAUGAUGCCCUUAAUCAUCCCUGGUUUCGUGAAUCUCCCCUUCCUACGACAAAGGAUUUUAUGCCAACAUUUCCUCCUCAACAUAGGCAAGACAGGCAUCGGCAAAGAAUUAUGAAGAGCCCAAUUCCACUGGAAGAGCUAAUGCAGAAAGAUUCACAAUAGUUGGGUACCUGUGACUUUUUAGAUAAGUGAAUAGAAGGGUAAUCGGUGACAUAAUCUAAAUUUCAGUCAUCACUGAUUUACUUUAGGUGAGAGAUUUGGUACGUAUAUGAAAUGGGCUCCUUGUGUUUAUGUGAGCAGACAUUUGAUGCUGUUCUUUAGCAGGAACCCCAGAUGAAUUUGGGGCGAUAAUAUUCUAUUCCUUUCCUCAAUGGAAACUUCUGUUGCAGGACUAUCUGGUCUGCAAUGCCGGUGAUGCUUUGAAAGUUUUUUUUGUGCAGCCUGGACUGCAAGGUGUAGUUUCUGACAUUUUUUGUCUUCAUUUUUAUAUGAUCAUACCCAAUGGAAAAAUUCUGUACAUAUUUUGACUAAUAAUUUGUAAAUGUUCUCAAAAGCUGGUUUAUUUGUUGGAAAAUAGUUGAAUGUGAAUGAGCAUGUUUUGAGUUAUAAUAUUUGAUGCUUUCUUUGCAAGAGGCAAAUGGUGUUAAGAGAUGAGAACGGUUCUUUUCUACCCAGAACUGAAGAAAACAUAUGGGCUCCUUGUGUUUUAUCAAGGAAAGGUAAUUAUUAAUUAUUGCUCGUUAUUUAUAAUAAUUUUUAGGCAUGGCUAAAAGUCUCAUAGUUUCGAAGGAAAUUUAUUGUUAAUGAGAUUACUCGGAAUUUCAAAUUAAGUUCUUCCAUGAGUACUAAAGAUGUGAAACACUAUUUCAAUUCUGGGAAGGCAAUUUAUUUUUGCAGAUGGAAUUUGUAUUCAUGUUUCUCAACUGAUGGGUGUCUUAUGGUGUAAUGUCUAGAGUCUGAGGUAUCUUGUUUGUUUUUUUUCUGUUUUGUUAGGUACGUUUUCAUUUGAUUAAUUCCAUUUUCAAACUUCACUAGCAAAUCCUUUCUGCUGAUGGGGAUAAUUAACGGAAAUUUUGUACCUGUAAUGCUUUUAUAUUUUGGACCAAUUUUCACUUUCUAAUGAUUUAGAUGGAAAUCAAAUGCUGGAAUUCUUGUGCAGUGCUAGCAUUUCACCAGUUUCCAUGAUAUUAAACAAAAUCGCUCAAAAUAAUAACAGAAGCACUAAUUGAAUGUUCAACAUUGAGAUGCCGUACUAAGAUAUUUAUAUGCAUAGUAUGCCUAUAGUCAUGGGAGUGGUGUAAGGAGAUGAAGUCUCAAAGAUGAGGAAAAUGUUUGCUUGUCAAUAUGCAUAUGCAUUUGCGUGCAUUUCCUUGAAGUCAACAUAAGAAAUAAUCCAGAAAUAACUUUUAUGAUAUAUUUGUAAAGGUUAAGGAAAAAUAUUCUACAUAGACAUUCUAACUUUUGUAUGAUUAAAAUUGGGCACCUUACAAUCUGCAUUAUCGACUCAUCCUUUUUAUUGCCAAGUAUGACCGUGACUCUGAGCAGGUUGCCUUAAAAAGUUCGUAAUGAUGUGACAUGGAUCACAUACUGUAGUUCUUUAUGUCCACGAAGAUACCAUCUGCAUUCAGAAAGACGUAAGACCUUCAAAAUGAGCUGGUUUAUUCAUCAUAAAAAAGUUUCAACCGAAUUAUAUGAACUUACAGAUGUGCAUAGACAUAUGGGAAGUAAGAAAAUAUGAAUGCCUAAUUCAUCAUCCUUAUUUGUCCUGGAUUUCAUAUGCAGUCCCACUUAUUAUUUGUCUGUGGAGUUUUUUAAAAACACAUAACCCUAUUCUCUCCCAUGAUUUGGAGCAACUUUGCAAUGAUCAUGAACUAUGUAAGAAGCAUGGUCUAUCUGUUCUAAAAAAUUCUUUUUUUUACCCUUUCAAACAGUGAUGCUGGAAUUGUGUUGUGCUAUUACAUCUUCGUGACGUGAAUAAUAUAUGUAUUAUUACUAUUAUAAUAUUCUCUUCUUGAACUUUUAUUUUGGUGUACAACUUGAAAUCUGCAACUAUUUUUGUGUUAGAUCUUAACUUUUCCUAGCAGGACUUCAAAUAGGUUAAAAAGGAUUCAAUUAUUUCCUCAAAUCCUUUCUACCCUCUGGCUUUUAGGAGGUAAGAAUAAUUGUUGUGCAUGCCGUGGGCCAUACUCUCACUCUCUCUCUCUCCCCAUGUUGCCCUUAUUCUAGAUUGAUCUGUCCCCAUGUAUCUCUUUUUUUAUUGCAUACUAAUGAAGUUUGACCAAUUCCUUAUUUCUGUUUAAUAAUGUAUAUGCCCUUGCAAAUGGAACUUGGAUUACUGCUGAUGUUGUCUGCAGAGGAACUUGGUUUUUCUACAGUGGGUGGGUGAGAGAGUAGAUAGUUGCAGCCUUGCCAUUUGGACUCCACAUACCAUGGCAAUGGACGAAGAUGCCAACAUUGCAUGUGGAUUGCUCCAAAUAUGCUUUUAUGGCUAGUUUGCUUCAUUAUUAAUGUUCACUUUUUAACUUGUCAUACGGCAUUUGCACCUCACAAAUUCUUGUCUUCUCACCUGCUGAAUGGAUAGCAGGUGGCAGUUGUUUAGUUUCACAAGCUACUUGUGGGUGAAACUUUUCUCAGGAAUUCUGUUAUGAUGCUAAAAUCAUAUUUCUUAUUAAUACAUUAUUCCAUUUUGUCAUAUUAAAGAAGCUUUGCUUUUGACAGUGUUAACAUUACAAAUUGCAAGUGGAACUAUCCUCUUCGCUAAGGAUUUAUAUUGAUUAUUGUGGUUCAUGGAGAAAAAGUUGUAUUGCGAUGAGUGAGAUUUAUUAUUGAUUAAUCAACCUAUUAUAUAUCAAACUCAUUUCAAAAGAAUAUCAACAGUAAAACCCAUCCUGAAGUU
Messenger RNA from Dendrobium catenatum, 4994 nucleotides. Its product is annotated as cyclin-dependent kinase G-2. Gene Ontology annotation, molecular function: ATP binding; cyclin-dependent protein serine/threonine kinase activity. NCBI's taxonomy places the organism in Eukaryota, Viridiplantae, Streptophyta, Magnoliopsida, Asparagales, Orchidaceae. The transcript is spliced from 10 exons. Bases 248 to 2260 code for a protein of 670 amino acids. Gene Ontology annotation, cellular component: nucleus. Gene Ontology annotation, biological process: protein phosphorylation; regulation of mitotic cell cycle. The record is from RefSeq and is a predicted model, not a curated record.